Molecule: messenger RNA, 2853 nt
Organism: Saccostrea cuccullata (small rock oyster)
Lineage: Eukaryota; Metazoa; Mollusca; Bivalvia; Ostreida; Ostreidae
Product: sal-like protein 1
Exons: 2
Coding region: 120-1814 (564 amino acids)
Biological process (GO): regulation of DNA-templated transcription
Molecular function (GO): RNA polymerase II cis-regulatory region sequence-specific DNA binding; DNA-binding transcription factor activity, RNA polymerase II-specific
Source: RefSeq, a predicted model, not a curated record
CGGAAAUAAUUUCCCUAGGCGAAGGCUGUUUGCAUGGCGAGGUUGACCCCUUUGUUUCAAAACUAUGGAUUUUCAACUUUGUCUGCCUUCUCAGAUUAUCUAGAUAAUACAUUUCCUUAAUGUCCUCAAGGUAUUUCACAAUGGAAACCGAACCUGUCCUCUCUGUCCAAAUCACCCCCAAAAUAGAACCCCCCUCUCCCCCACCAGAAUCAGAAGAUAGCGGUUCACACUUCUCCAAGGCUCCAUCCAGUGAAGAGAUUGAAAAUGCAUUCCACUGCAUUGUGUCUAAGACUGAUGUUACUCCCAGUGAUGCGGUAGAGGGAAGUUUAAAAGUUGUCACCCGAUACAUGUGUCGAUAUUGUGCUCGGCAGUUCGAUUCAGCUGAAGAUAUGAAAAAGCACAUUGUAUCGCAUACCAAGCCAGGGAGAGUCUCAAAUCACUCUUGUUUCGUUUGUGGGAAGACGUACUCGACCCCUUCCAAACUUCAGAGGCAUGUUCGAGUCCACAGCGGAGAACGCCCUUAUCCCUGCCAUGUUUGUGGACGACGGUUUACACGGUCAGACCAUGUCAAACAACACUUAAAAACGCACUUGCCACAAAGGGAGAAAAAUACCUGCCGCAUUUGCAGCAUGAAGUUUAACACCCGUCAGGCACUUUUUAGUCAUCUUCAAGUAACUCACAGUAUAAAUCAGAUCUUUACCUGUGACAAGUGUGGAGAAGCUUUUGACAAUGCCGAAAAGCUCAAGUCUCACAAGAUAAGCCACGAAACACUCGCCCAACCAACCGUGACAGAGUCAGCCGACAUUGAAGGUGCAAUGCUGAUUCAACAAAAUAAUGCUAAUAAGGUUGUGGACUGUGAGAACUUAAUGGUUAUUGGUUUGGCAAAAUUUAGUGUGUCGGCAGCCAUGAUAAGUGAUAUGGACGAAGACAUGGAGGAUGAGUCCAAUGACGGAAAAAGCAGCUCCUUGUCAAAGGCCAGUCGUAAACUGGAUUACACAAAUGGAAAUGAUGAGGAGUCUGCGGAUAAGAUUUUAAAUGAUGCAGACACCAUUGAUACUGAUGGUACAAUGUACAUAUCCCCAGAACUAAUGGAAAAGUUCAUCAAAAGUGAACCAAUGGAUGAUUAUGAAGAUAGCACUGCACAAGGAAAUUCCGAUGGAUUUCAGAAUUCUGGGAUUGCAGUGCACUCCUCCGAUUCAAAGUUCGUCAAAGAUAUGUGGCAAAAUGACUCAGAAUCCGAAGAAGUGGAGAAGAAACCUACUGUUGAUGAAAGUGAAACAGCUAUACACUUCAGCACUGGCACAAAGAGCAUAGGGAAUGGAAGAAAAGUAACGGAAAUUAUGGUCUAUCCCAAGACAGGGGCAAAAGUGACUAGUUAUACUGAGCCAAUAACUUCCCAGACUCUGGCAGAACCCAGCAAAAUUAAGUUAGGCCCUGCUAGUUACAAGGCUGCUGUGAGAAAGAAGCUUCAGAUGAACUACCCUUAUCCAAGAAACACGUUCAAAAGUCUCGUGAAAACUCUAGGCAUCAAUAGCAAUGCUGUUUCAGUGGACAAAACUAAUACCACUGCGCCCAAACAGGCAGAAUCUCCAGCAGCAACAUCAACAACGGCUCCGACAGAGAAGAAGACAUGGAAGUGUGAACAUUGUAGUAUUUAUUUUGAGGACUAUUCCAUGAGCCUGCUACACAGUUCCUUGCAUGACGCAGAUGAAGAAGACCCAUUUACCUGUAGAAAAUGUCUUAAGAAGUUAGGAAAUCGUCUAGAAUUUACAGCUCAUUUAGUCUGGCACUUGGAACCCAUGAUGGAUGGUUGAUGUUUUUUCCCCUUAUAUGGCUUGUUGUCUGUUUUUAAUUUUUUUUGUGUGUGUUAUACAUGAACUAAUAUAUGGUUUGUUGUAUAUAGAAAAAUUUGAAUUGAAAAGUGAAAAUUUAGAGACUGAAUUUUCUCUUCUUUAACAAUAGAUCUCUGUUGAGAAAUGUAUAAAGAACAUUGUUCACCCUUUGUAUAGUUUUUCUGUAGUCUGAAAGAAUGAAAAACUGGUGGAUAAGAGAUUUUAUGAAUGCACUGGUUUCCACCUGAAGCAUUUGAGGAUAUGUUGAUUUUUAUAUACACCGUUUACACAUAUGUUCUUAUGCCACUGUUAAAUACUUUGUUGUUGUAAUGUUGUCACAGUAUACAGUAUAUUCACAGCUAGGGUUUUAAUGAGUUUGAUGUCAGUUAUUAAAUGAAAUUUUGAAUCAAUUUAGAAAACACUGAUCAUAUUUUUUCUCUUUGAAUUUUGGACAUCAUUAUUAUCAAAUCAAUUUUUUCUGUAUUUAUAUAUGGCUACUUUAUGGCAUAUUUUAUAUUGUGGGUCUUUUGAAUUUGUUGGUUGGCUAAAGAAGUGAAGAUAUUUUUUUGGGGCAAUUGUUAACAUACAUGUAUUUUGCAUUUUUGUUAGGGCAGUCAUUUUUACAUCUUUUAAGAUAUUUAUAUCUGUGUUCAAUUGUAUUAUUAAAAGUCUUGGCAAUGAUACAAAUUGAAUUUUUACUACUAACAAAUAAAACAGAAAAUAUUUCCAGAACUUGUGAAUUUCUUCGUAAAAUAUAUUUGACAGUAUCCUGUAUUAAUACUUAUAAGAUUAUUACUUAACAAAUUGUUGUAUAGAAUUAUUGUCUUAUUAGUAGCUAGAUCUUUUUCCCCCAAAAAAUUUGGAGGUAAAUAAUGUUUACAGCUUUGAUUUCUCUGAUGAAAUUUUUCACAUAUUCUCAACAAAGUCCACAUUUGCUAUGUUGUACUUUCAAAGUAUAUAAAUUCUGAUGAACUAUUGAUUAAAAAGUUUUGUUUGAAGGUGAAAAUAACAAAAACAAAUG